Hibiscus syriacus is the source of this 1192-nucleotide messenger RNA. RefSeq names its product cyclin-dependent kinase inhibitor 3-like. Gene Ontology annotation, biological process: negative regulation of cyclin-dependent protein serine/threonine kinase activity. Gene Ontology annotation, cellular component: nucleus. Gene Ontology annotation, molecular function: cyclin-dependent protein serine/threonine kinase inhibitor activity. Bases 191 to 856 code for a protein of 221 amino acids. The record is from RefSeq and is a predicted model, not a curated record. The transcript is spliced from 3 exons. NCBI's taxonomy places the organism in Eukaryota, Viridiplantae, Streptophyta, Magnoliopsida, Malvales, Malvaceae.
UCCUCCCCUCCUUUUCACUGUCAGAUUACUAAAAAAUUGGUCCCUCCAUUUCCCCCUCCUCUGUUUAUGAAGAAGAAAGCCCCCUCCUUUUUUUUUACAUUCCCCACGUUCCCAUUACAAACUCCUUCGGAGACAACAUUAAACUCCAUACUUCUCACUGGAAAAAAAGUGUGGGGGAAAAAAAGGUUCCAUGAAGAAAUCUAAGAUAACAGGUGACAUUGUAGUGAUGGAAGUUUCUCGUCAGCCGACAAUGGGGACACGCACCAGAGCUGCCAAGACUCUAGCUUUGCAAAGGCUUUCGAAAACAGCUCCUUCUGGUUCGCCGGCACAUGGUGUUGGUUUGAACCCGGAUGUCUCUUCGUUUUCUUAUCUUCAGUUGAGGAGUCGUAGGCUGGAGAAGACGGCUUCCCCUGUUUCGAAUAAGACGAAACAGAGACAAGAGGGGAAGGAAAGUGGUUUCGGGGAAGGGGAGAGGAAGAAGGAGAGUGAAGGGUGUUUUGGGAACAGUGAAAUUGUUGUUGGGGUGGGGAAUUGUUGUGGAACAACAGAGGAGACUUGUUUUAGAGAACACAGAGACAGGAGCACUAGGGAAAGCUCAUCAUGUAGUUUGCUAAAUGACUUCGAGACCGUUGCAGCUCCGGGUUCGACCACUAAACCAAGAAGCUCCCUUUCAACUCACCGAAAAGGGCCGGGGAACAAUGCGCAGACAUUCAUCCCGACGGCACAGGAAGUGGAGGAGUUUUUCGUCUGUACAGAACAGCAACAGCAGCGGCAAUUCAUCGAGAAGUAUAACUUUGAUAUUGCGAAUGAUUUGCCCCUUCCCGGGCGUUACGAAUGGGUGAAAAUAAUCCAGUAAGCCGAGACCCCCAUUGAUGUAAGGAUUGAUUGAGCCUUGACUAAGAUGUAUAAUUUAAAGAUCUGCAACAUAACAGAGCUGACGAGUUACACUAGCCACAAAAUUAUAAACCUCAAAUCUAAUGUUCAAAGAGAAAGAAAAAAAGAUUAGUCAGCUAGUAAUUUGCUGCUCUUUUUCAUUAUUGUAACUGGUUUAGGAGUACAUUAAUGAUCAAUGUCUCUGGGUUUUCGUUUUCCUGUUCUUUUUUCCCAUCCCAUGUAGUUUUCCUUCACUUUUGUUUAUAUUCUUGUUGGAAUGGGCGUGGAUGAUCUCUGGAAAUAAAUGCUAGUCAUUAGU